Molecule: messenger RNA, 7340 nt
Organism: Vitis riparia (riverbank grape)
Lineage: Eukaryota; Viridiplantae; Streptophyta; Magnoliopsida; Vitales; Vitaceae
Exons: 9
Coding region: 607-6819 (2070 amino acids)
Molecular function (GO): ADP binding; ATP hydrolysis activity
Source: RefSeq, a predicted model, not a curated record
CGCUCUCUUCUUUGUUUGGUGUCAUUGUUGCUGUUGCUUAAUCCUUUUGUCUUUCCCCAUCUCUUCGACUCACUACCUCUUUCCCAUUUUAUCAUCCAUUCCUAACUUGGCUCUCAUUCACCGUCUCUCUGUUUGGAACCCAAACUCUGCUCCUUUCAUUUCCUCCACCCUCUUCUUAGUUUCCUCUUAUUUUCUCACUUCCCAUCUGUUUUCCAACAUAACCUCCCAAAAAAAAAAAAAAAAAACCACCAUCUGUCUUCAUAGCUUGGUAAUCUACUCUUCACAUUCGGUCUCACAUCAGGAUCUGCUUGCAAAACACCAACUUCCUUUGUUCUCGUUUUGUCACACUGAAUCAAAUUGCAUGCAUUCCUCGAGCUUUCUCCAUCUCUUCACUCAUAUUCGCUACUGAUUCUGGUUUUCACUUUGUUGGUGACCGUCUCUCUGCUUGGAACAAAUACUCUGCUCCUUCCAUUUCUUGCACUCUCUUAUUUUAGUUUCCCCUUGUUCCUGCUUUCAUUUGUUUCUGUUUUUUCAUCAUUUCCCUUCUGUUUUCCCAACAAAACCACACACACCAAAAAGGAAAAAAAAAAUUCCAACUGAGACGAAAUGACAGAGAUCAUUAUUGCCGUUCCUGCAAAAGUUUCAGAGUACUUGGUUGCUCCAAUUGGACGCCAGCUUAGUUAUCUGUUUUGCUGCCGCAGCCACAUGGAUGAACUCGACAAGAAGAUUCAGGAAUUGGGGCGUGUGAGGGGUGACCUUCAGAUGGUUGUUGAUGACGAAACGAGAAGAGCGGGGUAUGAAAUCAGACCUAUUGUUCAAGAGUGGCUGAAUCGGGUAGAUGUGAUUACAGGGGAGGCAGAGGAAUUGAUGAAAGAUGAAAACAAGAGCUGUUUCAAUGGGUGGUGUCCUAAUCUCAAGUCACGGUAUCUGCUAAGCAGGAAAGCAUACAAGAAGGCGCAGGUUAUUGUUAAAAUCCAAAAAGAAUGCAUUUUCCCUCAUGGAGUAUCAUAUCGUGUCCCUCUACGGAGCCCAACCUUUAAAAAUUAUGAACUUCUUGAGUCAAGAGCCUCGACUUUGAACAAAAUUAUGGAUGCAUUAAGAGAUGAUAAGAUGAAGAUGAUUGGGGUAUGGGGGAUGGGCGGCGUGGGCAAAACCACACUGGUGAAACAAUUAGCUGAACAAGCUAAGCAAGAGAAUCUGUUCACCACAGAAGUCUAUAUACAGGUAUCUUGGACUCGAGAACCAGAAAAAAUUCAACAAGGAAUUUCGGAUAUUCAACAAAAAAUUGCAGACAUGUUAGGCUUGGAACUUGAGGAGGUGGCUAAAGCCGCUAGAGCAGGUAAACUGAUGGAGAGAUUGAAGAAUGAGAAGAUCCUUAUUAUCUUAGAUGACAUUUGGAAGGAAGUUAAUUUGGAGGAAGUCGGAAUUCCUUCUAAAGAUGAUCACAAAGAUUGCAAAAUAGUGUUGGCUUCUAGAGACGAAGACCUAUUACGCAAAGACAUGUGCGCACAAGAAUGUUUUCCAAUUCAACAUUUACAAGAAGAAGAAGCUUGGCAUUUAUUUAAGAAGACAGCAGGUGAUUCCGUGGAGGGCGACCAACUGCGACCCACAGCAAGGGAGGUAGUUAACGAAUGUCAGGGUCUACCAAUUGCAAUUGUAAUAAUUGCGAAGGCAUUAAAAGGUGAAAGCGUGGAUGUAUGGAAGAAUGCCUUGAAAGAACUGAGGGGUUCUGCUCCAACAAACAUCAGAGGAGUGAAGGAAAAGGUAUACACAUGUCUGGUGUGGAGUUACAACCAUUUGAAAGGUGAUGAAGUGAAGUCAUUGUUCUUACUUUGUGGUUGUUUGAGCAAUGGCGAUAUUUCAAUGCAUCAAUUGUUACAGUAUGCUAUGGGUUUGGAUUUGUUUUACCACCUCAACUCAUUGGAGGAAGCAAGAAUUAAACUAGUUACAUUGGUGAGAACCCUCAAAGCCUCAAGCUUGUUGCUUGACGUUGAAGAUGGAAAGAGUCAGGAGUCGUCAGGGUUGUUUAACGAGUUUGUCAGAAUGCAUAAUGUUGUUCGUGGUGUUGCCAGAGCAAUUGCAAGGGAAGAUCCUCAUCGAUUUGUGGUGGAAGAAGCUCUUGGAUUCGAAGAAUAUUGGGAAAUGAAGGAUGAGUUCACAUAUUGCACUCAUAUUUUGAUAGGCAGAGAUAUCCACAGGCUUCCAGGAGCAUUGGUAUGUCCCAAACUUGAAUUCCUUUUAUUGGAUGGUAAUAAUUCGUCCUUGAAAAUUCCAGACUCCUUUUUUGUAGUGACCAAAGAACUCAAAGUCUUGAGCUUGUCUGAAAUGUGUCUUACACCAUUGCCUUCAUCACUUCAUUUCCUUCCAAAUCUUCGAACAUUGUGUUUAGACCAAUGCCAGCUUGGAGAUAUCGCAAUAAUUGGAGAACUCAAGAAAUUGCAGGUUCUUAGUUUUGUGGGUUCCAAUAUUAAACAGUUGCCGAAAGAAUUGAUGCAAUUGAGUGAUCUAAGGUGGUUAGAUCUGCGGAAUUGCUCUUACCUCAAAGCAAUUCCACAGAAUGUCAUAUCAAGUCUAUCUCGAUUGGAGUGUAUGUGUAUGGAAAAUAGCUUUACUCAAUGGGAGGUUGAAGGAGUUAACAAUGGAGAAAGCAAUGCUUGCCUUUCUGAGCUCAAACACUUGUCUUGGUUGGGGGCUUUAGACAUAAAAAUACCUAAUCUAAAUUUGCUUCCACCAGAUAUGCUCUUUGACAACUUGACCAGAUAUAGAAUAUUAGUAGGUGAUCACUGGACGUGGCAUCAUACUUAUAAAGCCUCAAGAACGUUGAAGCUCAGUGAGGUUAAAAUUCAUCUGGUGAACUGGUUUUCCAAACUGCUAAAGAGAAUUGAAGAUCUAGAAUUGAGGGGAUUGGAUGAUACUAAACAUGUUGCUAACGAGUUAGACAUGGAAGGCUUUCUUGAGCUGAAGCAUCUCCAGAUCCAUGAUAGUCCCGGGAUUCAAUACAUCAUUAAUUCAAUGGAUCAGUGGGUCUCAUCACGUAGUGCCUUUCCUAUCUUGGAGGAGCUGCAUCUUCGGGACCUCAUUAACUUGGAUGCUGUAUGCCAUGGCCCAAUUCCAGUGGGGUGUUUUGGUAACUUAAGAAUUCUACAAGUGGGCAGAUGUAAGAAUUUGCAGUAUCUAUUAGUUCUUCCCACAGGAGAAAGAAGGGAACUAGUGUUUCCUCAACUGAUAUCCUUGAGCCUGGAAGAUCUACCAAAGCUCAGUAACUUCUACUCCACAGGAACCACUGCUACCCAGGAGUCAUUGACAAGCAAUGAAGGACCACAAGGAAUCUAUUCAGAGAGUAUGCUUUAUGCUCACACGUUAUUUUUCGAUCAGAAGAUUGCAUUUCCUAGAUUGGAGGACUUGGAUCUCUCCAACCUGGAUAAUGUGGAAAAGAUAUGGCACAAUCAUGAGUUUAUUGCAGAUUCCUUUGGAAAUCUAAAAAGAUUGUCUGUACGGUCCUGUCAAAAACUGCAGAACGUUAUUCCUUCCAAUGUGCUGAAGAGGCUACCGAGUCUACAAAUUCUGAAGAUAGUGGACUGUAAUUCACUGGAAGAGGUUUUUGAUCUGGAAUCCAUAGGUAGUGAGGAAAAUCAUGAUAUUCCUACCCUUCAGUUGCGAGAAUUGUGUUUAGAUAAUCUUGAGACGCUGAAGUGUGUAUGGAAUAAGGCUCCUCAAGGACUUCUUACCUAUCGAAACUUAAAGUCUGUACGAGUUUCUCAUUGUUCAAGUCUUAAAAUUCCUUUUCCAGGUUAUGUGGUGAGAAGCCUUCUGCAAGUUAAAGAAGUAGAUAUGAAUUCUCGUAGAGUGAAGGAAAUUGUUGCACACGAAGAUAUGGCAAAAGUAGUGUCCAUGUUCUUAUUCCCUGAAGUGACCUCUUUGACAAAUUCCUGUCUAAAAGAACUAAAAUGUUUCUAUCUGGGACUGCAUAAUUUGGAGUGGCCAAUGUUGAAGAGACUGGAGGUGGAAAGUUAUGAAAGUCUGGAGAUGUUGGCUUCUGAACUUGAUAAACCAGUUGAACAACCCAUCUUCCUUUGUGAUAAGGUUGCGUUCCCUAAAUUGGAGUACUUGAAUCUCUCUCUCAAGUUGAAGGAUCUUCAACCUUUAUUUGGAGCCUUCUCGAAUCUAAAGAUCCUAAUAAUUGAGAACUGCCCAUUUCUUUCCAAUGUUUUGUCAUCCAAUUUUGUGCAAAGCUUAAGCAAUUUAAAAAAGCUUACUGUGAAAAAAUGUGACCUACUUGAAGAAGUCUUUGAUCUUAAUGGACUUGAUGAUGCUGACAAUGAACAUGUUGAGAUGCUCUCAAAGUUAGAAGAACUGAGCUUAAUCGAUCUACCUAUGUUGAGAUAUAUAUGCAACAGCAGCCCUCGACAAGUUUCGUGCUUCAAGAACUUGGAAUUGGUGCGGGUGAAGCAGUGUGACAGCUUGAUGUAUCUUUUUUCAGCUUCCAUGGCAUUGGGUGUUGUCAAACUCAAACACUUGCGCAUAGAAAAUUGCCCUAUGAUAGAAGAAAUUGUCAUUGCAGAAAACGGAGCUACAGACAAGAUCACUUUUCCUCAGAUAACCCAACUUUCACUUCUAUCUUUGCCCAACCUCACAAGUUUCUAUCUAAGAACACAGAAUCUUGGGGUGCUCUUCAAUGAAGAGGUUGCAUUCCCUAAAUUGGAGUUCUUGUAUGUCACCGGCCUGGAUAAUGUGAAAAAAAUAUGGCAAAACCAACUGUUUGCAAAUUCCUUCAGCAAACUGAAGGAAAUGAAGGUAGAAAAUUGCUCUAUGAUAGAAGAAAUUGUCAUUGCAGAAAACGGAGCUAUAGACAAGAUCAUUUUUCCUCAGAUAACCCAAAUUUCACUUCUAUCUUUGCCCAACCUCACAAGUUUCUAUCGAAGAACACAGAAUCUUGGGGUGCUCUUCAAUGAAGAGGUUGCAUUCCCUAAAUUGGAGUUCUUGUAUGUCACCGGCCUGGAUAACGUGAAAAAAAUAUGGCAAAACCAACUGUUUGCAAAUUCCUUCAGCAAACUGAAGGAAAUGAAGGUAGAAAAUUGCAAUGAACUGCAGAAUAUUUUGACAUCCAAGAAUUGGUUGCCAAGUCUAGAGUCUCUUGCAAUAGACAGCUGUGAUGAAUUAAAAGUGGUUUUUGAUUUGGAAGUGAUAAAUGUUCCGGAAGAUGUAACAGACAGUCAGCCGAGUCAAUUGGGUUUAGAUGAUUUACAGAACAUAGAGCAUAUGUGCAACAAGGUCCUUGGAAAAAAAUUGUGCUUACAAAACCUGAAAUUUCUCAAGGUGCAUAACUGUGGCAGCUUGAAAAUGCUUUUCUCGCUCUACACAGAACCUGAAGGAAUAAAAGAAAUCAUCAGGCAGGGAGAAGGAGCUGAAGAGAUUAUUGAUAAGAUUGAGUUUCCUGAAUUAAGGUCUCUUUCACUUGAAUCUUUGCCCAGCCUAGCAAGUUUCUAUCCAGGAAGCCAUACUCUCAGAAGGCUUGGUCUGGGAGACCAUGAUAUCCUUACUCCAGUGCUCUUCAGCGAAAAGGUUGCAUUCCCUAACUUGGAAUACUUGCAUGUCUCUGGGCUGGAUAAUGUGAAAAAAAUAUGGCACAACCAACUGCUUGGAGAUUCCUUUAGCAAACUAAAGAAAAUGGAGGUAGAAAAUUGUAAUGAACUGCAGAAUCUUUUGACAUCCAAUGUGUUGAAUUGGUUACCAAGCCUAGAGUUUCUUAAAAUAGACAGCUGUGGUAAAUUAAAAGAGGCUUUUGAUCAGGAAGUGAUAAAUGUUCAGGAAGAUGUAACAGACACUCAGUUGAGUCAAUUGGUUUCAGAUGAUUUACAGCAACAAUCGCAUAUGUGCAACAAGGUCCUUGGAAAAUAUUUGUGCUUACAGAACCUGAAAAUUCUCAAGGUGCAUAACUGUGGCAGCGUGAAAAACAUUUUCUCGCCUGACAUGGCAUUGGGUCUUGUGCGACUUGAAGGAAUAAACGAAAUCAUCGGGCAGGAAGAUGGAGCUGAAGAGGUUAUUGAUAAGAUUGAGUUUCCUGAAUUAACCUCUCUUUCACUCAAAUCCUUACCCACCCUGGCAAGUUUCUAUCCAGGAAGCCAUACUCUCAGAAGAGUUGGUCCGGGAGACCAUGGUAUCCUUACUACAGUGCUUUUCGAUGAAAAGGUUGCAUUCCCUAGCUUGGAGUCCUUGAACAUCUCUGGUCUGGGACGUAUGCAAAAGAUAUGGCACAACAAGUUGAUUGAAAAUUCAUUUAGCAAACUAGCAAAAAUGAAGGUAGAAUGUUGUGAUGAACUGCAGAAUUGUUUGCCAUUACUUGUGCUGAAGUCGUCAAGCCUACAGAUUCUUAGAAUAGCUAAUUGUGGUAAAUUAAAAGAGGUGUUUGAUCUGGAAGGGACAGAUAUUCUGGACGAUGUAACAGAAACUCAGUUGAAUAAAUUGGUACUACAUUACCUCCCACAACUGCAGUAUAUAUGGAAUAGGGAUCCCUAUGGAAUUCUCACCUAUGAAAACUUAGAAUUGGUGGAAGUUCACCAUUGUCAGGUUCUGAAAGUUCAAUUUCCAAGUCCGUUACCCCGAGACCUUUCACAGCUUAAGAAGCAAUUGAUUAGAUCUCAUUGGGCAAAAGACUUAAGAGAGAAGGAUGAAGGAAAAGAUUUUGUAUUCCCUGAAGUAACCUACAAUGAACUUGAACUUCCCGAUCUGCGAAAAAUCAAGGGUAAAGAGGUGGUAGUGGUAGGUGGAAGUGAUUAUGUGGGCGAGAUUUCAGGAGACAUGCCUGGAAGUUCAGGAUAGUAUCCCAGUUCAAGGUUGGUUGCUUUCCCUGACUUGGAGGAACUUACAGUGACAGCUAAUUCCCAGCAAAAUCCUUCAAACUACAAGUUCUGGAGGUACUCUGCCAUCUUUAGAUAUUCUGGUACGUUGGAUUUGCUUCAUGCUUUCCUUCAUUUCAAGAGAAAGACAUGCUGCUAUGAGAGGCUCUGCAACGAUUUUUUUCCUCUGUUUCAAUUGAAUUUGACUGGGUUUUUCUUUCAGUAAAAUUUCAUAUAAUUGCCUCGACUUGAGCAAUAUACUCCUAAGCUGCUAUGCUACUUUGUCCCAAAACAGUUCAACUACUUCCUGCUUGAAAUAUGUGGUUGUAUAAACUUACACAUUUGCAUGCAGGUCUGACUUUUGAUUUUUUUUUUUUUUUUAAUGUACUCAUUAUAUAAUGAGUCUGUUCUUGUUGAGAAUCUUUCCUAAUAUCCAUCCAGAUUGUUGUAUGUUGUGCUUGUAACUUUGUUCCUUCUGAAUUAUAAAAGGUAAACAUUAUUUGA